Molecule: messenger RNA, 3496 nt
Organism: Microstroma glucosiphilum
Lineage: Eukaryota; Fungi; Basidiomycota; Exobasidiomycetes; Microstromatales; Microstromataceae
Exons: 3
Coding region: 139-3153 (1004 amino acids)
Source: RefSeq, a predicted model, not a curated record
CUUCUUCCGCCUGACCGGUACUACUUGAAGGUACUCUGCCCCGGCUCACUACCUUCCUUUCUUUCUCUUCAAUCGUCAGUCAAGGUAGUCGGACCGUCGUCUCCAUCCCUACCCUCCAGCCACCGCCUCGUACGCGGCAUGGACGACGACGACGCCUUCCUCUACGGAGACGAAGGGCCGGCUCCGGCGCCCGCGCCUGCCGUACAGCAGCAGCAGCCAAGUAAAGGACAGCAGGUAGCCGCCCCUUCUGAGGCACCUACCGCCGGAGCAGCUGCCCAAGAAGCUGGAGCUGGAGCUGGAGCAGCUGAAGAUGACGACGAUGACGAUGAGAGUGAUUCGGAAGAGGAAGAGGAUAGUGACUCUGACCUCGAAAUUGUCAUGGACACACCCGUAGAGGCUCAGCCUGCCCCAGCUUCUCGAUAUGGUGCUCCUCCCCCUCGGCCAGUACAGGUGCAGCAGCCCGGCCCUCGCGUGAACCCUGUUUCUCGCGUGCUCAACCCGACAAUGACUUCGGAAUACACACCGCUUUCCAGGUCGGCGGCCCUUGGUGGAGCUGGCGCUGCUGCGUCGCCUACCAAAGCCGCUUUGGCGACUGCGCCUGGUCUGCCACAAGCACCACAGCCAGCCUUGUUCGGCGAAGAGAGCAAAUACCCUGUUCCACCGAUCCCUACUCAGCCUCCUGUCCUGCCUGAAGGCCCGCCUCCUCGGGCUCCGACUACAGCUCCUCGCAUCGAACUUUCCCCAGCACUAGACGCUCUGCAGGUACCUGGCACAACGGCUGAGGGAGAGCAGAUGACUAUCUACCACAUCGACCCAUCUGGUCUGCCAGAGAAGCCCUGGCGGCGGCCGGGCUCGGAUAUGACCGAUUGGUUCAAUUAUGGAUUCGACGAGGUCAGUUGGAGGGAUUAUGGGAGGAAGAAGAGGGGUGUGCUGGACGAGAAGGAGAAUAUCGAGAACCGGGCAAAUGAAGCUGGUAGGGCCAGCGAGGAACGGCAACUUCGUGAGCAAGACCAGCCAUCAAACGAGCAAGACGUCAUGGCCAUGAUGCAGAUGAUGAACAACAACGGGGCAGGUCCUUUCGAUCCUCAGAUGAUGGCCCAAAUGCAGCCUCAGCAACAGAUGCAGUUCAUGAGUCAAAUGAUGGCCAAUGGAGGAAUGGGACUAGAAGCAAUGAUGGCUCCUUUCAUGCCAACGAACAAUGGCUUCGGGCAGCAGACGAAUGGCUUUGGCAUGCCACAGAAUGGAAUGGGAGGCAUGGGAGGCAUGUUUGGCGGAGCAGCAGCUGGCGGCUAUCCAGGUAUGCAGCAACAGCAGCAUCUACUCCAACAACAACAGCAAGGGAUGCGGGCUAGGCCUCCCAUCUAUGCCAAUCUUGCUCCUCCACCUGGAGCUCCUUCUGGACCCUCAGGUCUCCGAGCAGGUACAGCCAACGCUGGACGUCCGAGCGCGAGUGCCACCCCCAUCCCGACUGGACCAUCUGGUGCCGUAAGACCUCCUGGCGGUCCCUCAGCAGGUUCUCCAGCACAUAACUCCACAGGGGCUGCUGUGAAGGGCGAUUCAGUAGCCGGAGCAGGCGAGGGUGACAAGACUGAUGAUAACGAGACGACCGAGCAGAAGAUGGGCGUGCCGAAUGUGAAGAUAGAGGAAAAUGGCGAAGGAGAGGGCGACAAGACACCUACAGCAAAGUCCACAGGUGAAGGUGGAGAGCAGGCCACGCCCAAAACUGCUGAGGAUGGGACAGAGAUCGAAAAGGCACAAGGGGACGCGAAUGACGCUCUUGGCGCUCUUCCCAACCCUGCUGGUAUGGCUCCUCAGGACAUGGCCAAUUUCCUCGGCAUGGCCGGCCUCGACGUCAACGCGAUGAGUAAUCUUAGCGGCUCUGCAAACCUCGGACAGGGUGGUCCAGCGCCUCCCUCAGGCCCAAGCGGUCGUGGUCGCGGUAUCGGUAUUGGCGUGCCACCUGGAGCCCCGAAUGCCCCUCGAGGCCCGUCAGGUGCUGCCGGUCGAGGCCGAGGCGCUCCCGCUGGUGCUCCUACUGGUCCCUCUGGCAAAGCACCACCCACUGGCCCCUCUGCCGAUCGCUCUUUGCCUCCGAAUGUGCCCACUGGCCCGCGAAACCCAGGCAAGAGGUACAACGACCGUGAUACUGGUCCAGGAGGGGGAGACGCCCUCGACUACGGCGGUGGUGGCGGCGGUGGAGCACGAGCCAGGAGCGAAUCCAGAGACGGUGGAGCUCGGGAUGUGGAGCCUUCAAGAAGUCGAGAAAGCUCAGUAGCGACCAGCACGGCGUACAACGGCGGCGGCGGAUCGAGCAAGCAGAGGAGCAGUGCCAGACAAGAUUCGGUACCCGCUCGAGGAGGAGACGAUGUUUCCAUCCGGGGUGCCAGCUCGGCCUCGAGGUCGAUCAGGGGCUCGGCUUCCUCCCGACGAGCUUCGCACCGAGACGAAGAGAACUCGAUCCCCGAAGAAGAGAGCUCCGGAGACAGGCGCAAGCGCUCCUCCACCCGACGAGAGAGGGACCGAGACUCCUUUGACGAAGCUGACGAGCUGGACUACUCCGGCGGCGGCGGCGGCGGUGCUGGUGGUGGUGGCGGUGCAAGGGCGUCCAAGAGUGGCGGCACGACUUCCACAAGGGACAAGUCGGAGCGAGAGCGAGAGGAACGUCGUGAGGAACGUCGAGAGCGCAGGAGGGACAAGGAGCACCGUUCCGACCGGGAUCGCGAUCGUGAUCGUGAUCGCGAACGAGAGAAAGAGCGAGAGCGAGAUGGCCAUCGUGACCGCGAUCGGGAGCGCGAUCGAUCCGGAGACAGUCGUCGCUCCGCCAGUCCUCUACCCCGCGGCUCCUCCGUCUCAGCCUCGGCCUCAAACUCUACUACUACCACUGCUGCUGCCAGCAAGCGAGAAAAGGAGCGCGAAGAGCGAAGUGCUGCUCGUGCACAACGGCGCGCUGAUAAAGGCGAGGAGGAUUAUGAGGAUGGAGAUGACCACACUGCUACUGAAUCUGCGGCAACUUCCGUGGGUGGUGGUGGUGGGUCGUCGUCAAGGAGGAAGAGGAAUGCGAACGAGGUGGAUCAUAGCGAGGAGGAUGAGGCGAGGAGUGCUGCUGGUGGGGCUGGGGUGGGGACUGGGAGGAGUAGUCGCCGUAAGAGGUGAGGGGGGAGAGAGUGUAUGUGCCACCUCUACAUUGCAACUGUUGCGGGUGAGGUGUUGAUUGACAACCUCCCGAGUUGGAGACUCUGUGCUUCCUUGUGAUUUUGCUUUGGCGAUUGGAAGUGAUAUUUGUCAAAAGUGAGGGAGAAAGUGGUAGACCAUCUCUAAGGGGCGGAAACCCCAAGUGGGAAACUUGACGACGACAAUACCUGCUCCACUCCAUCUCUCGUCCUCCUCCUCCUCCACCAUCACUGCUCACUCGCCCCCAGCCCCAGCUCCCUCCCUAUCUCUGUACACCAAUCCAUUCUGCACAAGCUGCAUCCUGAAUGAGAGUCUCUCGGCAACU